AUGAAUUUAAGGAGUAAUGGUACAACAAUGGCUCAGGACAAUAGCGAUAACAAUAAUUUCUCUAAUUUGAAUCAAUUCGAAGAUAACUUAGCACUGCCAAGUACUAGUACAGGUUACAGAGGCCAGAGCUCGUCGCUGUUCCGCAUAGCGGAGGUGGACUCCGACGACGACCAGUCGGCGAGCAGCCGGCCGAUAUCGCCGCGCACACACAGCGGCGAGCAGGGCGUCCCCAGCGACCUGGUGAGCAUCGUGCCGACGCCGGUCAACGGCUCGCGGGACUCGCUGGGCGAGUCGCUGCGGCUGGACGCUCCGGUACCAGCCAGCGUCAACACUCCGCCCGAGACCCGUCUACGGAUGACCCUGAGGCGGGCGAGACGCAACGGACGGCCUAGCGUCCGCCGCACGGACUCGAGCGAGUCGCCGCCGCCCAAAGAGCACGAGAGCGCCACCACAUCCGGCACACACAGCGCGACCGUCGCCCGACUGAUGAACGAGACAAACGAGAGCGAGCUGGAGAGCAGCUGCAGUACGGAGGGCGGCGCGUGGCGACCGCCCGCCGCGCUCGGCACGCCCGACAGCGGCGUCGGCACCUUCGCGGGCAGCAGUACGCGCAACUCCCUACCGAUGGACGACGUCUCCGACGAUCCGGAGUACCAGGCGCUAAAGUUCCGGCAGCGCGUGAAGAAGGCGCGCCGCAACUACAGGAAGCACAUGGACUCCGACUCCAAU
This is a messenger RNA of Iphiclides podalirius (scarce swallowtail), 729 nucleotides long. The record is from the annotation of a GenBank genome assembly. NCBI's taxonomy places the organism in Eukaryota, Metazoa, Arthropoda, Insecta, Lepidoptera, Papilionidae.